Molecule: messenger RNA, 1893 nt
Organism: Trypanosoma grayi
Lineage: Eukaryota; Euglenozoa; Kinetoplastea; Trypanosomatida; Trypanosomatidae
Exons: 1
Coding region: 1-1893 (630 amino acids)
Biological process (GO): cytoskeleton-dependent intracellular transport
Source: RefSeq, a predicted model, not a curated record
AUGACGGAGGCAGGAAAGAAGGCAGCAGUGCUUCUUCUUGUGCGCCAAGUACUGUCUAGUGUGGGCGAAGACUCUACGGGUGUGGGAGUUGCACCGCCCUCAAGGUACGAGGAUCUCCGCGACGGUGCGUACUUGUACCGCAUUCUUGCCCGCAUCGCCCCACAUGCGUUUCCUGACGCCGAUGAAAUUGCCGAGCAGUCUGUUGCGAGUCGCCAGAAUUGGGUAGUGCGAAAAGGGAACCUCAUGGCGCUCGUGCGGCACAUGAACGACUAUGCCCAUCAGGCCUUGGGUGCACCGGACACACUGAACCUCAUGCAGAUUAUUAGCGCAGCUGAUAUCGCGAACUCGCCAGCACUGGGCGAUGAGUCCAUCAGCCAAACGGAACACGACAAGGGUUUCACUUACUUGAUGGAGCUGACGGAUAUCUUUGUUGUCAUGGUCGUGCUCAGCGGUGACGCCACCGUCCUGCAGGCGCUGAAAACGCUGCCACACGCGGAUCAAGUGGUCCUGUCCAACGCGGCAAAGGCCUGUAUUACAAAACAUGCACUGCGACCGCGGCGGCGCAACGAGACCCCGACGAUGGGGGACUCGCGUCGUUCCAGCGUCCAGCGCAGUGUUGUGUCAAGCCACGGCGGCCCGUCGUCGCGUGGUACACGCCCACCCCCUGCGCUCGUUGAUGAGGCGGCUGUCAACCAAAACGUGCAGCAGCUCCGGCGCGAACUCGAUGAUGCUAAGGCGAAAGUGACGGAGCUCGACUCCAAGUUGCAGCUCGCGCUUUCUGAGAAGCAGGAUUGGGAAUCCAAGUACAAGAAAAUUCUCGCCGAGACAGAACAGCGGCAUGCGGCGUUUGCCGACGAAGAACAUUUGCGGCAGCUCCUCGCAAAGAAGGACGAAGCAGUGCGGUCUCUGACAGCGGCUGCUGAAGAGCACUCGAAAAAGAUCGCAGCAUUCAAGGAAGCGACAAUGAUGCAGGAGUCCGUGCUUGGCUCGAUGAAGCGCAAACUCCGGCAGACGGAGGAGGAGCUUGUAAAGAAGAACAGUGAGAGGCGUGAGGCGCUUGAACGACUUGCCGUGGCAGAGGACAAGCUGGCCGUGCAGAUCACCGCCAGAACAGAUCUAGAGAAAAAAAUGGAAGACCUUCGCACGGAACUGGCGCUUCUCAAGACGCAAAACCAGGAUGGCGCUAACGAUCAAGAUGCGCGCUUUAACCACUCGUUUGGUUCUGUUAACUCUGUUGACUGUAUUGUGCAGCUAGAAAAUGAGUUGGAUGAAGCGAGGAGCCAAAAAGAGGCUGCCGAGCGGCUGCUGCAUGUUCUGCAGCGCCAGAUUGCGUUGCUACCAUCAGAGGGACUUCAACCAUCCGCCGCAAUGGACGCCCUAAAGGCGCAGAUGCGGCAGGCAGAAAAGGAGAAAGAGGAUUUGCGCAAUCAGCUUGUGACGACCAUUGCAAAGCUGGAAGACGCACAAAGCAGNUCUAGGCGUAUUGGUAGCCAUAGUGCUAUCGACAGCGAGUCGGACAGCUUCGCAGCGGGUGGCAAGGUUAGCGGAAAGGAUGCAGACGGCGCAUCAACGCAGGAUGGUGCGGAGUCAUGUAUUCAACAGGCACGCUUACGUGAGAAUAACAAUGGCUUGCAGCGCGAGCAAACCCUUCUCGCCUCUACUGUAUUACAAUUGGGUUAUCGUAACUUGAUACUGCAGCAGCGUGCCUUGCUGGCAAGCGGUAGCCUUCACGACGUAGCUGGCGAGUCUGUGGUAGGGGAUGGAAGCAGUACGAAGUGUGCGGUGGCCGGAUCCUUUUUGACACGCCACCGGCGCGAGGUGGAAGAAGGGCUGAUGGAAUCUGUCCUCGACCGCAGCGGCUGGAGUCAACCUCCGAAAUUAAGUACAUCGUGA